GUUAGAAGGAGGAUAGUAUAUUGACCUCUCAAAAUGAAGACCCUUCUUUACCGUUUGGAGUGGAAGUACGUUGUUGGAGAGAGAACUGAAAGCAAUCGAGGACCUCCAACACCGUCCGCGUCCAUAUGUCCCUCGAAGAAGAAGAUCCACGGUUCUUCCCAUGGACCUUCUCCUCCUCCUUCUAGGGUCUCCUUGUCUUCUUCCCAACCACCUUGCCCCAGCAACGUCAUAGUUCCUUCGUAUCCAUCCACUGAUCCUUUGAAAGUCACUGAUUAAUAUACACGCAUAUAUGUUGGUGUAGGUAACAUGAUUGCGUGCAACAAUGCGUUGGUUGCCUAGCAUUUCGUUCUCAUCCUCCUCCGGCUCUCAAUCCUCGUCGUCCUCGCUCAAAUCCCGUGGCGGUGAAUCGCCUAGCGGGAGGAUUGAUGACGUCUCCACCGGGUGGAGUUUCCGUCCGGUUAGGAAGCUUACGCGACAGCGGAAGCUCCGUCAUAUGAAUGAACGCAACAUCUCGGGCCCGCCCGAAUCUCCGAGCAACGAUGCCGAUUUCUCGACCCCGCGGUUCUCUUCCACGUCAGCGUCCGCAUCCUCGGCGAAGCCGCAGCCGCUUCCGCUGCCGGAAUUAGGGAUCUUUGGCCGCAAGGAUAGGUUGAGUUCCAGCAACGUGGACUUCCAGCUCCCUUCACCGACGACUGGACCGAGCCGAGGCGUAGAGGAGCGAGAUAGAGGGGGAGCGUUCUCCAACUCUCCAACUAAGAGCGUGUUUGUCAACCAAGAUAGAGACACAAAAAAGACUACAGAUCAUAUUGACAAGAAGUCAUCUAGGAGGGAGUCUCAAAGCCUAAAUGGCUCGAAAAUCUCAAGAAAUGGCUUCAGGAUCGAUGUUCCCAUCAGGAGUGCUCCAACGAGUCCUUUCUCAAGUCCUGCACUCAGCCCACAAAGGCGGAGUGCAGCUGAUGCAUUUCCGUAUUACUAUUACAUGAUUCCUAUGGGGAAUCAAGCCUGGUCUGCUCCCGAGAUGCCUACCUCGGAAAUGAUACCAGGGCUCCCUCCGCCUGCAUUCUUUGAUUACUCUGCAUUUAGUUGUAAUACAUCUCCCCAUCACAGUCCCGCAAGAAAUCACCUACAAAACCCGAAAAGCCCAAGUGGACCUGCAUCUCCAUUGCAUUCAAAAUUAUCCCACGACACCUCAAUAGCACGCUUUGAAAGUGACUGUCCUGUAAAUGUCCACCCAUUACCUCUUCCUCCAGGUGCAACCAUGCCUUCACCCUCAGCUCCCAUUCCCCAGGCUAUAGCUAAAUCAGAGUUUGUGCCAAUGAAAAGUCAAUGGAAAAAAGGAAAGCUUAUUGGGCGCGGUACAUUUGGAAGUGUUUAUGUUGCCACCAAUCGGCUAACUGGAGCUUUAUGUGCAAUGAAGGAAGUUGAAUUACUUCCUGAUGACCCAAAAGCUGCAGAGUGUAUCAAGCAAUUGCAGCAGGAAAUCAAGGUUCUCAGCCAACUGAAGCAUCUAAAUAUUGUGCAGUAUUAUGGCAGUGACAUGGUUGAUGACCAGUUUUAUAUAUAUCUGGAGUAUGUUCAUCCUGGUUCCAUCAACAAAUAUGUUCGUGAACAUUGUGGAGCCAUGACAGAAUCUGUCGUUCGCAAUUUUACUCGCCAUAUUCUCAAUGGUUUGGCUUACUUGCAUAGCACAAAAACAAUUCAUAGGGACAUCAAAGGGGCUAAUUUGCUUGUUGAUUCCUUUGGAGUUGUCAAGCUUGCUGAUUUUGGUAUGGCUAAACAUCUUACUGGACAAGCAGCUGAUCUUUCUCUAAAGGGGAGUCCAUACUGGAUGGCUCCAGAGCUCAUGCAAGGUGUGAUGCAGAGAGAUUCCAGCUCCGUUCUGGCUCUUGCUGUAGAUAUUUGGAGUUUGGGUUGUACAAUUAUUGAAAUGCUCACUGGAAAACCUCCUUGGAGUGAGUUUGAAGGGGCUGCAGCCAUGUUCAAGAUUUUGAGGGAUCCCCCUACCGUACCAGAAACAUUGUCAUCUGAGGGCAAGGAUUUUCUUCGGUGCUGCUUUCAAAGAAAUCCUGCAGAUAGACCGUCUGCUGCCAUGUUACUGGAACAUCAGUUUGUGAAGAACUCGCAGCAGCUGGAUGUCUCAUAUUGCAACACGGCAUUUAAUGGAAAGAACUUUAUGGAUAAACUCCAUAGUCCAAGAGAGCGAUGUGAAGAUAAAUUCAGUCAGUUGCCAAGGUUCCCCAGCACACACAUUGCAAAAGACAAAUUGGCUUCCUAGAGCUUUAUGUACUGUUCUUUUCCUCGAGUGAUACUGGCAAACAAUCUCAUCACCGAACUUUUGACUUACCAGUGGCAUACCAUUAUUCUGUACACUCUAAUCUUGAGGCUCCACCACACAGAUGAUCCCAGUUUGCAAACAGCAGUGUUAAUUGUGUUACCAAAAGAGUAGUAAAUUCAGAUAAGCUGCAGAAAGAUAAGAAUUUAAUGCAGCCUUUUCCUGCCAUGAUCUCUACUAUUUCAGGGGCUCCAGAAUUGUAUCAUAGACUUGAUGAAUACUCUGGUGGGGGACUCGUAGCCAUAGUGUUGAGAUAAUAGGUUAUUUGAUCUGAAUUCUCUUGAAGUUAUAAAAGCUUCUUCCUCUUGGAAGUUUAUCUUGCACGAGAAUUUAGAAGCAGUUUUUGUAUACUAAUAUCUGAUUUAGAGCUUCAGAAAUUAAGUCAGUUUAUCAUCACCCUCUUAAGGUAAAUAACAUAACCUCCUCUAUGUACAAUUAAGUCGAAAGAGGAAUAAUGGUACAGAUAUUAGAAGUGGAAAUUAUUGAACAGGGGAUUUGAUGUCAGCUGUUUUAUAUUUAUUAGCUUUCAGCUGUUGAUAUUGAUUUUUUGGGUCCUGGUCAAUAUUUUGUACUAUAUGUGUAAAUCUUUAUAUGUCCAAAUUGUCCAUCUUUGGUCCAUCUUGUGGUCUGUUUUGAUGGAGGAAUCGUGGUAAUUUGGUAAAGAAAAAGUUAUUCUUCUAGGCCA
This is a messenger RNA of Carya illinoinensis, 3017 nucleotides long. RefSeq names its product mitogen-activated protein kinase kinase kinase 5-like. The record is from RefSeq and is a predicted model, not a curated record. Lineage: Eukaryota; Viridiplantae; Streptophyta; Magnoliopsida; Fagales; Juglandaceae. Bases 323 to 2275 code for a protein of 650 amino acids. The transcript is spliced from 11 exons. Gene Ontology annotation, molecular function: ATP binding; protein kinase activity. Gene Ontology annotation, biological process: protein phosphorylation.